UUGUACUUUGGCGCUUCGCCCUCCGCCACUUUGGUCACACUCCCCGGGCUGCAUUUUUCCAAUCCAACAUCGUGAAAAAAAAUCGGCGCGCCAUUUCUGUCCACCGUUUUGCGUUGCUCCGUUUCUGCAGACUUGACAAUUCGCGAGUGUUUAUUUGUUCAAGCGGAGCCCGCCCCCGCGCUCGAGCACCCACAAAGGCCCCACCGCCCCUUAGAUUGAGCAACGUGGUGAAAUCGAAGCAUUGCUCACUGCGAUCGAAGGACAAAGGGGACUCACCAAUUAUAUGUGCAUUCGGAUCUAAACAGUGAGCAACAUGUUUGGUGGCGCGAAACCCAGCUUCGGCACCACUCCGGCGGCCACGAGCUUCGGCGGCUUCAGCGGCACCACGACAGCCACUCCGUUUGGCCAGGCGGCGUUCGGGAAGCCGGCGGCUCCGGCCUUCGGGAACACCUCCACCUUUGCCGCCCAGCCGGCGCAGCAGUCGCUCUUCGGAGCAGCGGCCACGCCGGCGCAGCCCGCGGGAGGAUUAUUCGGAGCCAACACUUCCACGGGCUUCGGGAGCACCGCCGCCGCCCAGCCCACGGCAUUUGGAGCCUUCUCGCAACCGCAGCAGACCUCGAAUAUAUUUGGAUCCACCCAGACGCCCUCGAGCACCUCCCUCUUUGGCCAAUCCACGCUGCCCGCCUUUGGAGCCGCUAAGCCCACGAUGACCGCCUUUGGACAGACGGCGGCUGCCCAGCCGACGGGCUCCUUGUUUGGCCAGCCGGCUGCGGCGACCAGCACGACGGGAUUUGGAUCAUUUGGCACCACGGCGCCGGCAACUACAAGCGUCUUCGGCAGCGGCACCGCCUCGGCCUUUGCCCAGCCACAAUCCACCGCCGUCGGGGCCUCGGGAGUCAAUCAGGGCACAGCGGUGGUCAAGUACCAGCCCACCCUGGGCACCGAUACGCUGAUGAAGAGCGGGCAGCCCAAUAAUGUCAACACCAAGCAGCACUGCAUCACGGCCAUGAAGGAGUACGAGGGCAAAUCGCUGGAGGAGCUGCGUCUGGAGGACUACAUGUGCGGGCGGAAGGGUCCGCAGGCGGGCAGUGCUCCUGGGGCCUUUGGAUUCGGCGGUCAGGUGGCGCAGCCUGCCCAGCCAGCGGCAGGUGGACUUUUUGGCAGCACUGCUCAGCCGAGCACGGGACUUUUUGGUCAAACGGUGACGGAGAAUAAGAGCAUGUUUGGCAGCACCGCCUUUGGGCAGCAACCGGCGACCAAUAGCGCUUUUGGGGCACCUGCCCAGCAAAACAACUUCCUGCAGAAGCCCUUUGGAGCCGCGACCACCACACCAUUUGCCGCCCCAGCAUCAGACGCUUCGAAUCCCUUCGGGGCCAAGCCCACCUUUGGCCAGGGAGGAAGUCUCUUUGGACAGGCACCGGCGACCAGUGCAGCUCCUGCCUUCGGACAAACGAAUACUGGGUUUGGGGGCUUCGGCUCUACGGCAGGCGCAACGCAGCAGACCUCGCUAUUCGGAGCCACACCCGCCGCGGAUCCAAAUAAGUCUGCCUUUGGAUUGGGCGCCGCUCAGCCCGCAGCCACGCCAGGAUUCGGAUUCGGAGCUCCGGCCACGAGCACCGCAGGCGGCGGACUCUUCGGCAGCAAGCCCGCCACAAGCUUCGCAGCGCCCGCUUUUGGAGCCACCUCCACGGCAAGUACGCCGUUCUCAAACUUUGGCAUGAACACGAGUACGGCAGGAACAGGAGGAGGACUCUUCAACUCGAGCAUGAACAAGCCGGCAACGUCGGGAUUCGGAGGAUUUGGAGCCACCAGUGCAGCACCACUUAAUUUCAAUGCAGGCAACACGGGCGGAUCGCUUUUCGGGAAUGCGGCCAAGCCGGCAGGAGGUUUGUUCGGAGGAGGAACCGCCACCUUGGGAGGCACGGGAGCUGCACCGACAGGAGGAUUAUUUGGAGGCGGUACUAGCAGUUUCGGAGGCGUCGGCGGUUCGCUGGGCGGCGGUGGCUUUGGCAUGGGAACAAAUAACUCCUUGACUGGCGGUCUUAUGGGCGCUCAACCUACCAUUGGCAUUAUGACGCCCUCGCACCAGCCCAUCCAUCAACAGAUCCUGGCCAGGGUGACCUCGCCCUACGGCGACUCGCCCAUUUUCAAGGAUCUGAAGCACAGCGACGAGGCGGACGCCACCAGGGCCACAAAUCCGGCUGCCCAGCAGGCAGUGCUGGACAUGAGCAGCAACCAGUACAAGAUUGCCACCAAGAACAGUCCGGCGCCCGUGAAGGUGAAGGCGCUGGGCAGCACGCUGAACAGAAAAUCCUUGUUCGAUGGCCUCGAGGAGUUCGAUGCCACGGUGGAGGGCUUUAAUUUGAAGCCCAAUGCCAAGCGGUUGGUUAUCAAGCCCAAAGUAAAGAAUGUGGAGAGCGGAAAUCCCUCCAACUCGAUUGGCAGUGCGCCCAACACGCCGCAGUCUCGCCCCAAAGUGGCUACUCCUGGCAAGGAACGCGAAUCCUUCAGCGGAGUUAUACCUACUGAACCACCACCACCGGCAGGAAACUCACCUGGCGCGGUUAAUGGUCGAGAUAGCCAGGAUAUCAGAGGCCGCGAGUCGUGGCUGCAUCCCAACAACCUGGAGAAGGUGCGCCAGCAUAAUAUUCAGACCGGAAUGGACCAGGGAUCGCCGCAUAACAGCACCCUCAACGAACUGGUGCCGCGCAAGCCACUGGAUACCUACCGACCUUCGUCCACCGUUCGCCUCUCGGUGUCCACUAUCCCAGAGAAUCCGUUUGAAGAUCAGUCUAGCACUAUUGCUCGAAGGGAAACAUUUACAUCGGAGCAGGCCAAUGAGAGCGUGCUCUCCAGCAGGUCCCACGAGGCCGAGGAUUCUACCGCCAACCGAUCGCGUCUUGCCAUUGAGGCAGCUGCUGCCGAGGCGGCCGACUACGAGGCCCAUCCCACCGGCAUUGUGCUGCGACGUGUGGGCUACUAUACGAUUCCAUCGCUGGACGACCUGCGCUCCUACCUGGCCGAAGACGGAUCCUGCGUGGUCCCGAACUUCACUGUGGGUCGCGAAGGAUACGGCAAUGUUUUCUUCGGCAAGGAGAUGGAUGUGGCCGGGCUGAACAUCGAUGAGAUUGUCCACUUCCGCAACAAGGAGAUCAUCAUUUAUCCCGACGACGACAACAAGCCGCCCAUUGGACACGGCCUGAACCGAGAUGCACAGGUCACCUUGGACCAAGUGUGGCCCCUGGACAAGACCAAGCACGAGGCGAUCAAGGAGCCGCAACGCCUGCUCGAGAUGGAUUGGGAGGGCAAGUUGCGCCGGGUGUGCGACAAGAACGAUACGCGCUUUAUUGAAUACCGUCCCGAGACUGGCAGUUGGGUCUUCCGCGUCAAGCACUUCUCUAAAUACGGCCUGGGCGACAGUGACGAGGAGGACGAGGUGCCCACCGACCCGAAAAAGGCCAAAAUGGCGGCACUCGAAGCCCAGCAGCGGGCUAACGUAGAGAAGAUGACUCUCAACUCGCUGCGUCAGGCUCAGAAGAUUUCGGAGGACGCAGCUCGUAACUUGGAUCCAAAGGCCUUGGUCGCUGGAGUAGCCAGCGGAUUCCGGCCAAUGGACGAUACCGCCGAGUUCCUUUUAAUGGACAAAACACAAUUUUUCCAAGCCGGCGGCAACUCGGAUUUCUCCAUGUUUGAUGCACCGCGUCAUCGUCCAAAUAUCACCAGCCCCACAGCCGUUCUGGCUCAGGAUAUGGUUGGCAAUGAGCCGCACAAAAUGCAGCUGAUGAAGUCGUCCUUUUUUGUGGAUGACAAUGCCUGCGAGGAUGAGCCCAUGGAGCCACCUGGACGUCUUCUUCGUAAUCGCAAGUUUUUUAAUGUGGAACCCAACGCCUGGAAAGAUGGCGCUUCCGAGAGCUCGAGUCAAUAUGAUUUUAAACAACCAUCUCCUGCUCUGCCGGUCUCUUCCUCUGUUUCCGAGGACAGCCUGAUUUUACAAUACGAGGAGACCUCGUCGAUGGCAACUGGUAGCAUUGUCACAGCUGUUAAGGAUAAAAAGGCAGAGCUGCCUGUCGCCAAAGCCUUCAAGUUUGUGUGCAAGCCUAAAGUGGCUCCGGUUAAGGUGCAUGCCACAACGGUUCCCUUGCCCAGAUCCAUUGCCCAUGAAAUGCGCCACAAGUGGAUCGCCGAUCUGGGAUUCUACAAAGGACGCAGCUUCAAGCUCAGUUUUGGGCCGCAGAACUCUUUGGUGCUGCCGAAUACAUUCAACAAUAUGCGUAACCUAAAAGAAUUUACUGGACCAGCCCUUCCAGCCUCCAUGGUUUUCGCGCCUCGCCUACCCACCGACAUGUCACCCAAUGUAAUGCAACUGGUGCAGUUUAACAUGGUCAAGGGCAGCGAGGGAAUUUGCGAGAGCAUCGUUCCCCAUCUGGAGGUCCAGCUAAGCGACUGCCUCUCCGUUCAGGUGGAGGGCAGUGAGUGCCCGUGGAUUCAUCCCGACAGCGGCACAAAACUGGUUUCAAAGCACUUCUCCGAGUCGCUAAAGCAGAGAAAUGCUGGCCUCAAGGAAGACUACGCCGUGUCCGUGUGGUCGCUUCUUUUCGCCCUCUGGGGCGAUCAUGAUGAGCUGGUGGACCUGGAAAAGAACUCCCACUACAUGGUCAUGUGUCGGCGCAAUUUGCUUUCCGAGUGGCUUGAGAAUACGCUGAUGAGCAAGGAUCUGCUGUCCAGGAAGGUGAGCAGCCACAGCUACCUGGAUCACAUGUUGGAGUUGCUCAGCUGCCACCGUGUAAAUGAGGCUUGUGAGUUGGCCUUCAACUACGAUGAUGCUAAUCUCGCACUCGUGCUGGCGCAACUCAGUUCUGGAGCCGUUUUCCGACUGCUGAUGGAGGAGCAGCUUUUUGCCUGGCAGCAGAGCAAGUCGGAUAAAUACAUCGACCUGGAGCGUCUCAAGAUGUACAUGCUUGCCGCCGGAGUGCCCAUGAUGCAGUCUUCCAAGGGGGCUAUCAAUUUGCUGGAGGACAACAACUGGCUGACAGUGCUGGCCAUGCAACUGUGGUACUUCACAGCCCCGACCUCCACCAUCACGGAUGCCCUCAAUGCUUAUAACAACGCCUUCCAGGCGGAGGAGUGUUACGCCGAGCCACCAAAGCCCAGCUACGAGGGCGCACCCACUGAAACUAAGAAACCCGUCUACGACCUGCGCUACCACUUGCUUCAGCUGUACUCCAAGCGAACGCAUUCCCUGGAGGAAAGCCUCAAUCCGAUUACACACACCGCCGAUCCCAUGGACUUUCGUUUGAGCUGGCUGCUACUACAAACUCUGCGAGCUCUUGGCUACCGCCACUGUUCGCCUUUGACGGAGGCGCGCCUCUCGGUGGAUUUUGCUAGCCAGCUGGAGAACGAAGGCCUCUGGCAGUGGAGCAUCUUUGUUCUGCUGCACAUUAAGAGACGACCCCAGAGGGAACGAGCUGUCCAGCAGAUGCUUCAACGGAAUGUCAGCGUGUCCGCGAAGGUACCUCUAAAUGCGGAAGAGCGCUUUGUGGUCGAAGAGUUGGGCAUUCCGAUGUCGUGGGUGGACUAUGCGAAGGCGGUAAAGGCGGGAGCAUCAGGAAAACAUCAUCUUCAAGCGAAGUACCUCCUAAAGGCUAAACAUUUUGCCCCAGCGCACGACGUCAUCUUCCAACACAUUGCUCCCGAUGCGAUUAUAAACGGAAAAAUGGAGUACCUGCACAGCCUGCUCAUUCAGUUCGAGGACACCAAGGGCAGUAGCAUCCGAGUGCCCAACUGGGCCAACCAGGGGCAGAUCUUCCUGGACUACAUCGACAUCAGUGCCAAGUUCAAACAGAUCCGCAAUGUGACCAACAUUGCGGACAUAAAUGCGCGAUGGGAAAACCUGAAGCCGCAGCUCAGCGAACUCUGCUCGCGCAUCAGUCUGCUGCCCUGUCCCACCUCCAAACACCGUCUGUGCCAGAGUGAGAUCUCGCAGAGCCUCAGUUGUUUGGUGCACGGCAUGUGCAUUGUCUGCCCCGAGAUGGAGCCAUCCUCAGUGCUCAAAGUGGCCCUGGAACGACUGCCGCUGCCGCAGGAGUUCUCCUCGAAGGAGCUGCGCAUCUUGCUGGAGGAGCUGCUGGAGAAGAUCGAGAACGAGCCACCAUUCAGCGAGAAGCAACGGCCCACCAUGAUGGAGACAUAGAAGAGAAAAGAUACAAUGUUUAGUUUAGGUUUGAAUUAAUUUAGAAGUAAUCAAUUGAUUAGCAUUUCCCUCGCAAAAGCAAGAAGGCCAGCUGUAGGAUAGGUUCGAGUACGGCAUCAUUCAUUCAUGACUGCUUCAUAGUUAAAAACGUUUUGUCAGAAAAGACCAGAAGAAUUCGAUUUUUUGUUGAUUUGUUUAAUUGAUUUUAUUUUGAUCGCUCUCUCGGUCGAAAUUCUUAAAUUUAGUGUUAUAAGAAAGUAAAUAAAGUGUGUUUUUAACAACGAUAA
Messenger RNA from Drosophila takahashii, 6477 nucleotides. It is a transcript of the gene Nup98-96, whose product is annotated as nuclear pore complex protein Nup98-96. Gene Ontology annotation, cellular component: nuclear pore cytoplasmic filaments; nuclear pore. Gene Ontology annotation, molecular function: structural constituent of nuclear pore; RNA binding. Lineage: Eukaryota; Metazoa; Arthropoda; Insecta; Diptera; Drosophilidae. Gene Ontology annotation, biological process: telomere tethering at nuclear periphery; post-transcriptional tethering of RNA polymerase II gene DNA at nuclear periphery; protein import into nucleus. The record is from RefSeq and is a predicted model, not a curated record.